Messenger RNA from Camelina sativa (false flax), 1035 nucleotides. RefSeq names its product homeobox-leucine zipper protein ATHB-54-like. Gene Ontology annotation, biological process: positive regulation of DNA-templated transcription. The record is from RefSeq and is a predicted model, not a curated record. Gene Ontology annotation, cellular component: nucleus. Lineage: Eukaryota; Viridiplantae; Streptophyta; Magnoliopsida; Brassicales; Brassicaceae. Gene Ontology annotation, molecular function: DNA-binding transcription factor activity, RNA polymerase II-specific; sequence-specific DNA binding.
AAAAGACAAAAAGAGGCCUCUGGUUGGAAAAAAAAUGUAAAAGCUAAUUAUAAACCAGAAGUAUAAUCCCUAUUAUGGCAAAACAGCACCUCCGUCUCCUUCUUCUUACCAAACACUUAAACUAGCAAAAGGAAUCGUUUUUUUCUUUCUCUUGUAACUUCUGUGUUUCUUCAUUCUUUAUAAAAGGUGACUCUUAAUAGUCCCAACAAUUGCAGUAAUAGACUCCACAUUUCAUUUAUAAGAGUUACAAAUGGAAAACUCAGACACUGAUUCAGAAGUAUUCUUUUGGUUUCAAAACCAAAGCCAUGGCCAUAAGUUUCCUCCUUCUUGCUUCCCUUCGAGUGCUCACUCUGCCUAUUAUGGAUCUAGUUCAAUGAGUAACACAGAGACUAACACCGUCGACGAAGAAGACGUAUGUGAGAGCAACAUGAAGCGUGAGAUAACCAAGAAACGGAAGCUGACACCAAUCCAAUUGCGUCUACUGGAGGAGAGUUUCAAAGAAGAGAAAAGACUCGAACCAGACAGGAAACUUUGGCUGGCCGAGAAGCUAGGGCUGCAGCCAAGCCAAGUCGCUGUCUGGUUCCAAAACAGAAGGGUUAGAUACAAGACGAAACAGCUCGAGCACGACUAUGACUCCCUUAAAGCUAGCUAUGCUAAGCUCAAAACUGAAUGGGACAUUCUUUAUCUACAAAACCAAACCCUCAAGAACAAGGUCGCUCUUCUCAAAGAGAAGCUGCAAAUGCAAGAGAAUCCUGAACCACAGUCUAUGGAGGCGAAGAAGCUUGAGAAAGAAGGUAGUUCGGUGAAAAGCUACAACACGCAAUACAGUGAAGAAGAAGAAGGAUUGGGAAAUCAAUACAGUUUCCCUGAGCUUGCAGUUCUCGUAUUUUAUUAUGAUUCAACCUUAACGGCUUCAAAUCUAAGGUUGUGAUGGUAUAAGUCUAUGUUCCGUGUGCCUCAAGAUAUCUUCUCUGUCUCUUUCUUUAUCUUAAGAGUUAAUAAUAUUCUUGGGAUGGAAUAAAAUUAUUAACUGCA